UGUAAAAGCGGCAAACACAAAAUGAGAAAGAAAUGUCAAAGUUACUCAUUUCUUCAAGAUGACGGAAAAAGAAGUAGACAUUGAGGAAAGUUUCCGAAAAUUACAAUUCAAAUUGAAAAAGUUCAAACUUUCAACUAAGCAGCUAUCUGAGGUAAAAUCGCUUCAUCUUCUUGACGGCCCAAACGUUAUCACUUCCUCAUUUUUUAGGAUAUUCUCAAAAAGAUAUUUAUUUAUUGCAAGUGCGAUUGCAACUGUUCUUGUGGCAGUAGCUAUUGGAGUUUGGAAAUCUGAGUGGCCGAUUUCUAAUAAAGCAUUGGCAGACUUUUAUUUUGACGAAUGGUGGGAUGUCGAUAUUGACAGUGAGUUAUGUGCCAUAGAAAUGCCGGAUGUUGUCUAUGAGGUGACACGUCCACCGACAGAUUGUACAAUAUGCCAUGGCGUAACAAAUAUUGACAAAGUCAACAAAAUCACAGCAGAUAUAUUUGAACAAAAAUAUGCCUAUACCGGAAGGCCAGUUGUCAUUCUAAACGCCACUGAUAAUUGGACAGCUCCGGGAGUUUUCAACUUUCAAUUUUUCAAAGAACUUUACAAUGAGGAUAGUCCAGCUUUGGAGAACUUUGAGGAUAAUUGUCAAUUCUUUCCAUAUAAAACCAAUUUUCAUAACUUGAGCGAUGUGUUCAAGAUGUCAUCUGAAGAGGCAUAUAUGAAGGGAUCCAACUCAAAACCGUGGUAUAUUGGAUGGAGUAACUGUGAUGCAGCAGCAGCUAAUAUACUUAGAGAGCACUACCAGAAACCUUACUUCCUUCCUGGUGUCUCAGAAUCUAGCAAGACUGAUUGGAUCUUUAUGGGAGUACCUGGAUAUGGGGCACCAAUACACAUUGACAAUGUUGGCAACCCCUCAUGGCAGGCCCAGAUAACGGGAGAAAAGAAGUGGAUAUUUGAGCCCCCACCCGAGUGUUACCUGGAAUGUGCAAGGAGAUUCGAGGUCAUCGUGAACCCUGGCGAGAUAAUUGUAGCAGACACAAAUGUAUGGUUCCAUGGGACAGAAGUCCUCGGAAAUGAAAUAAGCAUUGUGAUUGGCUCAGAGUUUGACUGAUGGUACUAUUUUCUUGGGACUUUUUUCAUGUGUAUUGCAUGCAUAAAAAUGUAUGCAAUUCCUUCUUCCUUAUUUAUAUUUAUUAGUACUUACAGAAUUAGUAAGUCCCUGGAUAAAAGGGUUACAUGUUCAAAUCAAAUAGUUUGACUCAAAUGACUCAAUUCAAACAAAAAGUCACGAGUAAAUAAGCUGUAAAUAAGAAGUAAAUAUUCUGGAAAUGAGGUUCCCAUUUGCCAAAAUGACAUACACAACGGAUUAUUAGUGGUUUAUGGUAAUAUAAUUACAUAGUAUUUUCUUAUGAUCUCAUUUUCAAAAUAAUAAUUUGCUUUACUGUAUUACUUAGCUUAAAAUAACUGAAUUCCCGAUGUUGUAAGAUUGAUACCCAAAUGUUGACAGUUUUGGGAAAAAAAGAAAGUUUGUUUCACUAUGAUUUAACCCCUUCACUUCCUCCUUGUAACAAAAUAUGAAAAUGUUGAUUUGUCUAUCACUUGAAUUCUCAAAAUAUCAAGAUUAUUCAAUGAAAUUAGCAUUAUCUCCCUCCCCUGAUGAAAUUAAUUUCAUUAUCUCCAACUGUUAACAUUUGGACAAAAUCCCUUAUUGGAAGA
Molecule: messenger RNA, 1701 nt
Organism: Owenia fusiformis
Lineage: Eukaryota; Metazoa; Annelida; Polychaeta; Sabellida; Oweniidae
Source: the annotation of a GenBank genome assembly